Messenger RNA from Salarias fasciatus (jewelled blenny), 3073 nucleotides. RefSeq names its product WD repeat domain 25 (gene wdr25). NCBI's taxonomy places the organism in Eukaryota, Metazoa, Chordata, Actinopteri, Blenniiformes, Blenniidae. The transcript is spliced from 8 exons. The record is from RefSeq and is a predicted model, not a curated record. Bases 265 to 1716 code for a protein of 483 amino acids. Gene Ontology annotation, molecular function: protein binding.
CUGUAAACAUAGCGCCAUAUGUUGAAGCCAGUGUGUAAAAUUCCCCUCUGAGCAGACACUUUUAGGAGUUUUAACAGCUGCAGGUACAGUGAGAAGACCCAGCGGAGAGUGUUGCUGUGUUUUUGUCCCUCCUGACGGCCCGCAAACCUCGUUUGGUUGACAUUCCCCGUAAAGAACCAUAAACACGUUCACCGCUCGGCGAAACUGCUGCAUUUUGCAUCUUUUCGAAGUGAAAGCCUUGAAUCCUGCCAGUGAAAUGUGAAGAUGUCUUCUUUAGUGGACUAUGAGGAUUCAGAGGAUGAGGGAGAGGAAGCAGCUUCAGCUCCGGUAAAAACUGCAUCAUGUAAACAAGACCAAGGAGAAGUCUCCAGUCAGUCCCAGGUCUUUACUAGCCAGCCAGGCUUCAGGCCGGACCAGACAGCGUCAGGACAGGAUGGAGACCUCCGGACAACAAGCUCCCAUUCCCUCCUGCAGAGCUGUUCUAGCUGUGAAACCACAGGGACAUCAGAAGAUCUGCAUACUGAAAACACUUUGCUCAAGGGACAGGAAGCACCUCUGCCAGCGGCGUUUGCCGUAUCCCACACGUCGACUCGUCCAAAAAGACCCUCAUUUAGUGGUUCUGGUAUCCGGCCGUACAUUCCCAAGAGGCAGAGACUCACAGCUCCAGCAGAGACCGUGGAUCCACAGCACCCGGCAGGCCACGGCAGCAGACGCCCCAGUGUGCUGGAGGUCUCAGACAGACUGAAGCCCUACCUGGGUGAGAAGGCCAGCGCAGCAGGGACACCCGGGAGGCUCAUGCUGAGGCUGGAAGGUCAUCAGGGUCCAGUCAAUACGCUGCAGUGGUGUCCUGUCCCUCAGUUCAGUCACCUGCUCCUGUCUGCCUCCAUGGACAAAACAUUCAAGGUGUGGGAUGGAGCUGAAAGUGGGCGGAGCCUCAGAGUUUACACCUGUCACACAGGGGCAGUGCGUGACGCCUGCUGGACGCCCUGUGGACGCCGUGUCCUCACCGGCUCGUUUGACAGCACGGCUGUGGUCACGGACGUGGAGACAGGCCAGCCAGCAGUGACGGUGGACACGUCCUUCAGGGUGAUGUGUGUAGCCGUUGUCCCCGGCCGUCCCGACGUCUUCCUGUGUGGAGGCUACAGUCCAGCCGUCCAGGCCUGGGACACCCGCUGCUGCAAGGUGGUGAAGGUGUACUCAGCAGGGGUCCAGCAGACGCUGGACCUCCUGUUCCUCAGGGGGGGCUCGGAGUUCGUCAGCAGCUCAGACUGUGUGAGCAGAGACUCUGCGGACCGGACCCUGAUGGUCUGGGACUUCCAGACCGCCGCCAGGCUCUCCAACCAGAUUUUCCAUGAGCGCUACACCUGCCCCAGCCUGGCUCUCCACCCUCUGGAGGACUGUUUCGUGGCUCAGACCAAUGGGGACUACGUGGCCCUGUUCUCCACCCAGAGGCCCUACAGGAUGAACAAGAGGCGGAGAUUCGAAGGACACAAGGUGGAGGGCUACGCGGUGCGCUGCAGCUUCUCUCCAGACGGGGGCGUCCUGGCGUCGGGCAGCUCCAGCGGCUGCGCUCACUUCUACGACUUCCACACCGCCGGGGCGCUGCGCACCCUGCAGGCCCACAGCCGGCCCUGCCUCAGCGUCUCCCAGCAUGCACUGCUGCCCGCUGCCGUGGCCACCGGGGACUGGGCCGGAGAGAUCAAGGUGUGGAACUGACCACUGCCUGUGUGGGAGUGUCCACAGGCGGUGGACCUGGCCCGGCUGUGUGAGAGCUGUGCUGGCGGAGCAGUGGAGAGCUGGCCGGGAGCCUCUGAGCUCAGCUGGUUCUUCUGAUCUGCAUCGGCGUCUCUUUCCUCGUCCCUCCGGUGCUCGCUGUCGGCUCUGAGCGGCGUCCGCCGGGUUCCCGGGCUCUCAGCGGAGAGCAGGACAGCAGAGCUGCUGCUGCUGCAGAUUCAGACAGACAGGCUCCCAGAAAUCUCUCGCAUUCCCAACAUCUUUAUUAAGUAAAUAAACAUACAGCAAAACUCUGGAACCAUGCAUCAGGCAGCUGCUCCGGUCCAGGACCACCCGGGUGGAGGCAGGCCUGGACCGGACCACGUCACACCAGGCCUUCAAGGGUCAAACUGGACCAAAACCAACCAGCGUGGAGCAGUCAGCACUCCCAACACACCAGACCCUGCCUGGAGCAGAGGAUCCAGGGAUCCCUCAGCAUUCAGAGGAUCCAGGGAUCCCUCAGCAUUCAGAGGAUCCAGGGAUCCCUCAGCAUUCAGAGGAUCCAGGGAUCCCUCAGCAUUCAGAGGCUCGUCAGCUGAUCGCUGUAGAAGAGGCGGAGCUUCAGCAUCAGCUCCGGUCCAGUCCCCUCACAGCGGUCCUCAUGCAGCACCUGGUCCUGCUGCCGUUCCAGGCCCUUCACCCUGUUCACACCUGUCAGUGGAGCGGUACGGCCUGGGAGCCAGUUCUCAGGUCUGGACCAGGUCUCAGGUCCAGGCUGGCUGUCAGGUCUGGACCAGGUCUCAGGUCCAGGCUGGCUGUCAGGUCUGGACCAGGUCUCAGGUCCAGGCUGGCUGUCAGGUCUGGACCAGGUCUCAGGUCCAGGCUGGCUGUCAGGUCUGGACCAGGUCUCAGGUCCAGGCUGGCUGUCAGGUCUGGACCAGGUCUCAGGUCCGGGCCGGUAAAGAGGUAGGAGGUAAAGCUGGUCUCAGAGCUUCAGCCUCAGUGGAAGAGAAGCUCAGAUCUUUGAGAGGGACGUCUUGUUCCCUCAGGGACGUUCCACCCGGCAGGUCUCGGUGUUCUCUCCAGACUGCAGCAGCUCCGGUGACCUGAUGGUUCUCAACAUGUGGUUCAGGCUCUCGUGGCCAGUGGACAUCCCAUAAAGAAGGUGUGCUCUGUCUGGACUCUCCCAGGUUCGUGGGUUUGAGUUUUGGAAUCAUGGAGCACUGCCACUGAAGUGAAGACAGCUGGGCCGUCUGUUCAGUUUACAGCUGCACACUGUGGAACAACUUCACAAAACGCUGUGAAAAGAAUCGAGACUUUGGUAAAAUAAAGAAAAAAUCUCUGUGAGGAAAAAAAAAAA